CAUGAGCGAUUACCAUCCUCACAUAAGAAUCCCCGUAAGGAAACCUUUAGCAGUUAUUCCAAGACGGGUACCACAUCUACCAGUAAGAUUUAGUGCUAGACAAACUCCUGUUUAUUCGAAUGGUACUACUAUGUCACUUAAAAGACCGCCAAGUCGACCGAAAGUAGAAGAGGAAAAAGUUGAAGUUAAAAUAUUGUCUAAAGAAGCGACGGAAAAUAGAAAGAAAGAGAAGCGUAGGAAAAAAGUUAGAAUGAUUAAAACAAUUACAAUGAUACUUGCUUGGAUUUGUAUGGGUUUGUUUUCAGAGAUUUGUGCACCAGCCUUGCCCUACUUAAGAGCUAGAGUAAAAGCAAACUACGAAGAAAUAUCUAGGGUUCUUGUAGCUAGGGGCUUAGGCUUUCUUAUAGGAGCACUAACAGGUGGAAUAGUCUGCGAAGCAUUCGCCAAGUACACAGAUCUCGUUUUGGCCAUUGCACUUGGUGUGGCUGGGAUAGGUACUGCCAUGGCUCCCCUUUGUACAAAUUUACCAAUGUUAGGAGCCAUGUUUUCCCUCGACGGUUGCGGCAAAGGGGUACUAGCUUCCGGGGGCAAUGGAUUUAUUAUAAGAUUAUGGAAAGAUAGGGCUGCAACUCCUACUUAUUCUCUACAUUUCGCUUUUGGGGUGGGGGCGCUGAUCGCUCCCCAACUUGUUCGUCCAUUUAUUCUCGACCGUGAAAAUCACGACAUGUCCAAUCAAACUGUAACGUCGAAUGAUGUUUCUGUAACUUUUGAGGAUGGGUGGUCUGCUUCGCUGGAGUAUCCAUUCGCUAUCGCCUCAUGUUUAACAUUUAUUGUAGCUCUCAUGUUUUUAACCUUUUUCCGAAAGUCAAGAAAAGAUAGUGCUUGGAGAGCUGACGAUUAUGAUUUACAUAGAAACCAAUUUACAUUUGAUAAGAAUUGGUAUAAGCCUAAAAGUUGGACUGAAGGAGAUUUUCCUUUAGCUUGUAUCAUGCUAACUUUUCUUUUUACAUUUUGUCCACUUCCUAUUGGUGCUGAACGGGUCAUAGGCAAGUUCUUAUUUGCUUAUGCCAGAGAAGUAACAUCCUUCGAAAUUGGAGAGGGUACACUUCUUGAAACGUGUUUCUGGGCUAGUUUCACGGCGGGUAGAGGUAUAUCUCUAGUCUUUUCAAGAUGCAUCCACUCGAGUUCUAUUCUAACCUGGUGCCUUGGUUCUUGUAUAAUAUGCUGUGCAAUUCUUGUAGCCUAUGCCUCUAGAUUCAAAACAAUUUUAUGGAUAUUUUCUUGCCUUUUUGCAAUGACUCUAUCACCGAUAUUUCCGGCCUGGCUAAACUGGGCAAACUCAAAAAUGAAAAUAAACGUUUUAACAACAUCUUUAACUUUUGUUGCAUCGGCAGGUGGAUCAAUGGUUUUACCAUGGAUUGCUGGAUACAUCUAUGCAUACAAAUCAAAAAAGGGACUAAUGUCGCUUCUUCUAUAUUGCAGUAUAAUUGCCGCAUUUGUUGCGGCGGUCGGUAUGUUAUCAGCUCAGUACAGAUUAGCCAGAUUAAGAAAGGCAAGAAAAGCUAGAUUACAAAAGGCUGAAGUCACGGACAAUAUCAGAAUUGAUAACGCAGAAGAGAAUGCAAGCGAUAUAUGGAAUGAUAUUGAACGUGAUAUAAGUAGAAGUCUUGAUGAGACCAAUCGGCAAUUAAAUAUGCUUCCAACAGAAGAGAAAAAUACUAGCUAG
Molecule: messenger RNA, 1726 nt
Organism: Dimorphilus gyrociliatus
Lineage: Eukaryota; Metazoa; Annelida; Polychaeta; Dinophilidae
Source: the annotation of a GenBank genome assembly